UUAGUGUUAUCACAACUACUACGUCAUUAUUUUUACUCAAUGUCAAUGAAAUUCACCGUCGUAAUGUCCCAAUUUCUUUUCACGAAACGAUAAUUUUUACAUUCCCGCGAUAUUGAAGAUAUGGGAUGUGUGUUCAGUGUAAAAGUGUUACAUGGAUAAUAAUUUCUCUUCAGUUCAAAUCAAUUUAGUGAAAUUGCAUAUAUAUAUAUAUAUAUAUAUAUAUGUAUAUUUGUAAUAGUGAAUAAUAAAAUUUUUUUGCAAAGUUAAAUUAUAAGUAUGUCUGCUUUCGUAUCAAAAUGGAUAAGAGUAAAGCAUUUGGUAAAAAUAUGUACUAUUAAGAAUCAAAGAUAUACAUGCACGAAUAGUACAGAAGAUAAAUCACCUUUAUCUGGAAUUCGUGUUUUGGAUUUGACUCGAAUUAUUGCUGGUCCCUACUGUACCAUGAUUCUCGGUGAUCUUGGUGCUGAGAUCCUAAAAAUUGAGAAACCAGUUAAUGGGGAUGAGGCACGAAAAUGGGGUCCACCAUUUAUAGAAGGAACUAAAGAAGCAACUUAUUUUCUUUGCGUUAAUAGAAACAAAAAAAGUGUAUGUAUUGAUCUCAAGAAAGGUAAAGAUAUAAUUUACGAAUUAGCACAGAAAUCUGAUGUAUUGGUAGAAAACUAUGUCCCUGGGAAAUUAAAAGAGAUGGGCUUAGGAUAUGAAGAUAUCUCUAAAGUAGCCCCUCGUCUUAUAUAUUGUUCUUUGACUGGUUACGGAUAUGAAGGACCUUACGCUAAUAGGCCUGGAUAUGAUGUGAUUGCUGCUUCUAUAGGGGGUUUGUUACAUAUAACAGGUUCAAAAGAUGGACCACCUUGUAAAGUCGGGGUAGCAGUAACUGAUUUAACAACAGGCUUAUAUGCUCAUGGUGCUAUUUUAGCAGCAUUGUAUCAGAGAAUGACAACCAAUAAAGGACAGUGGAUUCAGUGUAAUUUAUUAUCAACACAGGUUGCUAGUUUAAUCAACAUUGGCUCAAAUUACUUAAAUGGUGGUAAAGAAGCAGUACGCUGGGGUUCAGAACACGAGAGUAUUGUACCUUAUGAAGCUUUUUAUACUAAAGAUGGUUACAUGACUGUAGGAACUGGCAGUGAUGGACAAUUCUUAGAUCUACUUGAAAGAAUGCAAUUGUCUGAAUUAUCCGAGAUAGAUAAAUAUAAAAAUAAUAAGGCUAGAGUAGAAAAUAGAAAUGAAUUAUUAUCAGUUCUUAGAGAAAAGUUUAAAACAAAAACUAAUAAAGAAUGGGAAAUUAUUUUUGAAGGUGCUUCAUUCCCUUAUGGCCCAAUAAAUACAAUAAAACAGGUUUUUGAAGAUCCUCAUAUAAAAUAUAUAAAAUUGGUACAAGAAAUGGAACACCCUACAGGGAAGAAAGUAAAGAUUGUUGGUCCUGCUGUAACAUAUAGUUAUGCUACAAAUAAAGUUCGAAUUGCCCCUCCUAUGUUGGGCCAACAUACUACUGAAAUAUUAAAAAAUGUUUUAAAUUAUACUGAUGAUAAAAUACAAAUCUUAAAGGAAAACAAGAUUGUGCUAUGAGGAAAUAUUUGUCACUUAAGAAAGAUAUAAAAUAUUUUUAGAUUUAUAUUUAUUUAGAUAUAUAAUGAUUAAGUUUAGAAAUGUCAUUUUUAUAAUAUAAUUUUAUUAUACAAUUUUAAUACAAUUACUUAUUGUUUAAUAUAAAUUGUAUAUAGGCUAAAAUAAAUAAAUUCCGAAAUAUAA
Messenger RNA from Frieseomelitta varia, 1749 nucleotides. RefSeq names its product succinate--hydroxymethylglutarate CoA-transferase. The record is from RefSeq and is a predicted model, not a curated record. The transcript is spliced from 2 exons. Gene Ontology annotation, molecular function: catalytic activity. Bases 277 to 1566 code for a protein of 429 amino acids. Lineage: Eukaryota; Metazoa; Arthropoda; Insecta; Hymenoptera; Apidae.